Camelina sativa (false flax) is the source of this 1302-nucleotide messenger RNA. Its product is annotated as 5'-adenylylsulfate reductase-like 5. NCBI's taxonomy places the organism in Eukaryota, Viridiplantae, Streptophyta, Magnoliopsida, Brassicales, Brassicaceae. The record is from RefSeq and is a predicted model, not a curated record.
UCCCCUUUUAAAUAUCCAAAUAUCAUCAUCAACGAGAGAGAGAGAGACCAAAUCCUUCGAUAGUUUGGCGUUUUCUGAUCUGUUAAAAAGUUGUUUCUCUUCUGCAAAACCAAAACAAAAACAAAUCCUAAGAAAGUGUUUUUUUUUGGUGAUAAAUUCGGAUACGGAUCCAAAGAGAGAUUCCCCCAAAUUUGUAAAAUUAGGUUUUUCUUCUUCUUCGCCUCCUCCUCCAUCUCUUAAGCCCUAGCCUACUUCUUUCCUCCUCUUUAUCUUAAAAUCUGAAUCAUUUCUGUCUGGUUUCUCUUUCCCUCCUUCAAUUUUGCAGUUUCUUCAACCUAAUUUUUUCGUAUUUCGUACUUUUUUUUUUGCAAUUUCGUUGUUUGUGCAUUGAGAGAGAUUUUAUAAUAAUAUUAGGAGGAUCAGUCUUAUUGAUAGUUUUCUUCUUUGUACUAUAUUAUUAUUACCUCUCGCAUAUGGAUUCUCGUCGGGUUUCGAUUCUCCUCUUCUGUGCGGUAGCUCUGUCAUCAUGCUUUACGUCCGGGUUCGCUUCAUCACGGGCCAUUUGCAAUUACGAAUUCGAGCUGUUCCGGUUCGAUUUAGAAGCUAAAUGUCCUCUUUAUCUGUAUCCAACUCCUCCUAUUGAGGUAGAUGGAGACUCACUGGACAGGUUAAUGGCUUUAAACCAUGGAAAUGCUUAUAUGUCUGUACUCUUUUAUGCUUCCUGGUGCCCAUUCUCACGUGUUAUGCGCCCUAAGUUUGACAUGUUGAGUUCGAUGUUUCCUCAAAUACAGCACCUAACGGUGGAGCAUUCUCAAGCACUACCCUCUGUCUUUUCUAGGUAUGGUAUCCAUAGCUUACCUUCAAUCCUGAUGAUAAAUCAAACUUUAAAAGCUCGGUACCAUGGUCGAAAGGAUCUAACAUCCCUAAUUGAGUUUUAUGAAGAAGCAACAGGUCUCCAACCUGUCCAGUAUGUGGCUGAAGGGGAACCAACAGGCUUAGAUGCCGGCGGUGGUAAUUUGAUCACAUGGUUGCGCAACGGGACAUCUAUCAGAGAAAUCUUCAAACAAGACCCGUUCUUGAUACUAUCUCUGCUGUUUAUCUGUUUACAAAUGGCAAUCCUUGUCUUCCCCAUAGCUGAAUCGCGCAUGAGAGCGUUAUGGGCCUCUUAUGUUCCCAAUCUGAACCUGGAAAGAUUUAGAGAGGUAAGCCAACUGUUCAGCCGUGGUCUUCAUAUGGUCGAUGUGAGGAGGUUAUGGUUGAAACUUAGACUCAUCAAAACGAGGAACUUCCAUGAAAGGGCAA